CGUGUGCGGUUCCACUCCACAUGGCUGUGCUCCUGAAGAGGUUGUUGCAUCCCCGGAGGCCCCCGGAGGCCUUGGGCCGCCCCCUGGGACGGCGCGAGGCCAGCCUGGGCACUCAUGCCGGGCCUGCGGUGCGAGUGCGGUUCGCCCCCAGCCCCACAGGCUUCUUGCACCUUGGCGGCCUCCGCACUGCCUUGUACAACUACGUCUUUGCCAAGAAGCACGGAGGGAGCUUCAUCCUGAGGCUGGAGGACACGGAUCAGACCCGCCUUGUGCCUGGGGCAGCGGAGAAUAUAGAGGACAUGCUGGAGUGGGCAGGCAUCCCCCCUGACGAGAGCCCCCGCCGGGGAGGUCCUGCAGGGCCCUACCUGCAGUCUCAGCGACUUGCGCUCUACGCCCAGGCCACCGAAGCUCUGCUGAAGAGCGGCGCUGCAUACCCGUGUUUCUGCUCACCCCAGCGGCUGGAGCUCCUGAAGAGGGAGGCCCUAAGGAACCAUCAGACACCCCGGUAUGACAAUCGGUGCCGGAGCCUGAGCGAGGCGCAGGUGGCCCAGAAGCUGGCCAAAGACCCCCAGCCUCCCAUCCGCUUCCACCUGGAGGGGGAGGCGCCUGCCUUCCAGGACUUGGUGUACGGCUGGAAUCGGCAUGAGGUGGCCAGUGUGGAGGGGGACCCAGUCAUCCUGAAGAGCGACGGCUUCCCCACCUACCACCUGGCCUGUGUGGUGGACGACCACCACAUGGGCAUCAGCCACGUGCUGCGGGGCUCCGAGUGGCUGGUCUCCACCUCCAAGCAUCUGCUCCUCUACCAGGCCCUGGGCUGGCAGCCCCCGCACUUUGCCCACCUGCCCCUGCUCCUCAACAGGGAUGGCAGCAAACUGUCCAAGAGGCAAGGGGACAUCUUCCUGGAGCAUUUUGCUGCCGCCGGCUUCCUGCCAGAUGCCUUGCUUGAUAUCAUCACCAGCUGCGGCUCAGGGUUUGCAGAGAACCAGAUGGGCAGGACCUUGCCAGAGCUGAUCUCACAGUUUGACCUGACCCGGGUCACCUGCCACUCGGCCCUGCUGGACCUGGAGAAGCUCCCAGAAUUCAACAGGCUGCACCUCCGCCGGCUGGUGAGCGAUGAGACCCAGAGACGCCAGCUGGUGGGGAAGCUACAGGCUCUCGUGGAGGAGGCAUUCGGGAGCCAGCUGCAAGACAGGAAUGUGCUGGACGCAGCCUACGUGGAGAGGAUCAUCCUGCUGAGACAGGGUCACAUUUGCCACCUGCAGGAUUUGGUCUCCCCAGUGCACUCCUACCUGUGGACUCGCCCUGCUGUGAGUCGAGCACAGCUGGGCGCCAUCUCGGAGAAGGUGGACAUCGUUGCCAAGCGUGUGCUGGGGGGUUCUGUAUCGGGUAGAUGGAGCGUGGGAUGCUCUACCAGACAAGACGAGCGCCUUUCUCCCUUACCUGCAUCCAGAGCAGGCAGUUUGGGCUGAAGAGCUUUCUCCACAUCUCCAGGGUCCCUGGGUUUUGCUCUUGUCCCCAUGGUCCAUGGUGGCUCACAAUUCAGCCAGAGGAGGAAUGAGGGAAGGGAGAGGGGGACGGGAUACUCCUCCCCCUUAGGGACUUGACUUAAAAGUGACACACUGGUUUCCACCUGCAUCCCUCUGGCCCGAACGCCUGUCUUACGGCCACUCCAAGCUACAAGGGAGUCUGGAAAAUGUAGUUUUUACCUUGGGGACCAGGUGCCCAGCUGAAAAUUGUGUCAGUACACAUGAGAGGGAGAAAGGAUACCAGGGGUCAGAAGCAGCCUCUCUCACAGUCUCCACUGUGGUGGUUAAGACAGCAAAACCUUAGCCUCCGGCUCCAGCUGUGUCCUAAGAUUCACUCUGAUGGGGCCUGAUUGGCCUGGUUUUUCUGUCUCCGAACUAGUCACUGAGGCCUGGAGAAUGUGAUGUGCUGACUGGCUUAGCUUAGGUCAUACGUGGGACCCUGAGUGGACCCCCCCCCCCCAGCCAAAGCACAUGGGCUGAGGAUGGAGCCAGGUAGUUCCACAGGGAGAGUUAGGGCCUGUGGAGAGAGUUAUAAAAAUUAAAUUAGAUAAUAAUAGCAAACACUCGUGUGGGUUUGCUUACACAUGUGCCUACAGCAUGCUGUGUUAUAUAUCAUAUACGUUAGAUGUGUACACGGAUACGUGUGCAUGCUAUGUGUGCGUGUGUACACUUGAAUUCAGAGCAGCCUAAUAAAGGAACUCCUGUUAGCCCCAUUUUAACAGGUGAGGAAAUCAAGGCACAAAGAGGUUAAGUAACUUGUCUAAAAUAAUACAGCUAGUAAAUCGAAGGAGCAGGGAUUGAGACUCAAGCUGGCUGGGGCGAGAGACCGUAUGUCCAGUCAUAUUCUCUAUUGCUUAUCUUUGGUGUAAAGUACUUGGACAGCCCCUGAUAGCAAGCAGCCAUCACAAGUCUUCCCUCCUACUCAGACCCCAGCAGAAAGGCAGUCCCAAACAGCAGCUUCCUUUGUGAAACGUCUGUGGAUUCACGGAAAUGUGUAUACAGCUCCAUUCUUCCAAUUUUUUGAAUUUAAAACUUAAUUGUUAUUAAUACAUUCAAACCUCUUGAACCUCUAGGUUUAAAACCUAGAAAUUAUUUUGAAAGGUAUAUAUCAGGACUCCCAUUUUUAAUCCUUGUCCCCUGUCUGCCCUGUUCCCGAACCCUCUCUGGAUGUUACUACUAUUCACAACUAUAUCUAAAUAACCCUUAGUUUUCAGCUUUUUUACACAAAAGGUACAAUACAGGGAAUUCUCUGGUGGUCCAGUGGUUAGGACUCAGUGCUUUCACUGCCGAGGGCCUGGGUUCAGUCCCUGAUGGGCAACUAAGAUCCUGCAAGCUGAGCAGUGCGGCCAAAAAAAUACGAUACAAUAACACUGUUGUCUUUGGGUGGGAUUUUUGUUUUAUUUUUAUUUUUUUA
Molecule: messenger RNA, 2940 nt
Organism: Lagenorhynchus albirostris (white-beaked dolphin)
Lineage: Eukaryota; Metazoa; Chordata; Mammalia; Artiodactyla; Delphinidae
Gene: EARS2
Product: glutamyl-tRNA synthetase 2, mitochondrial
Exons: 8
Coding region: 21-1469 (482 amino acids)
Biological process (GO): glutamyl-tRNA aminoacylation
Molecular function (GO): ATP binding; glutamate-tRNA ligase activity; tRNA binding
Source: RefSeq, a predicted model, not a curated record